Hepatospora eriocheir is the source of this 120-nucleotide messenger RNA. The record is from the annotation of a GenBank genome assembly. Lineage: Eukaryota; Fungi; Microsporidia; Hepatosporidae.
AUGAUAUUUCUAUUUUUGAUUUCAAUCUCCUUAUUAAAAAUUCACAAUGCCUCCUUUUUAAUAACAAAUCUCUUAAAAAUUUUUUUAAAAAAAUUUAAUAACCAAUUUUAUUGUGAAUAA